This is a messenger RNA of Monomorium pharaonis (pharaoh ant), 3045 nucleotides long. RefSeq names its product WD repeat-containing protein 75. Gene Ontology annotation, cellular component: nucleolus. The record is from RefSeq and is a predicted model, not a curated record. NCBI's taxonomy places the organism in Eukaryota, Metazoa, Arthropoda, Insecta, Hymenoptera, Formicidae. Gene Ontology annotation, molecular function: RNA binding; protein binding. Gene Ontology annotation, biological process: positive regulation of rRNA processing; positive regulation of transcription by RNA polymerase I. Bases 276 to 2897 code for a protein of 873 amino acids. The transcript is spliced from 15 exons.
GUACUUAAGAUGGCUGCUUGACUGCCUCGGUUAGGUUACAAUGGUUACAUCCGUCGAUCCGUGCCCACUCCUCAGUGAAUCGCACUCCGCCAUCGGUCUCUCCUGUUAUUCUUUAUUACUCUGCAGUUUGCACUUACCUAUAUACGCUUAUGAUAUAAGUAAACCAUGUGCCUGAUUUGCCAUCAAGAAGUUGAAGUUAAAAAAUUCAAAAAAUAUUUAAUUUUUAAAUAAUAUAUAUAAUAAAAAAUUUUUAUGUACAUACGCAAGUAUCAAAAAUGCAAAUGAAAGAAAACUCUAAUUUUAUGGACACGAGUGUUAACAUUAUUGAACUGGACGAUUCACCUGUGAAGAGAAAAGGUCGUAGAAAUAUGAUUGUGAAGGGGAAAGAUAACGGAAAUAUGAUUGUGAAGAGAAAAGGUGGUGGAAGCAUAAUUGAUCAACGGCCAUUAUUUUCUAACGAUGGAGAAACUCUUCACAUAGUAUGGAAGAAUGUGAUAAGGGUAUACAGCACACAAACAGGAGACUUUGUGCGAGAGUUUGAACCUUUGGAUUAUAGAAUUGCCGGGAUAAUAGGGUAUCCUGAUAAUGCCAGUGUUAUUAUUGGUUGCACUGAAAAUGGCGAAUUAGAUUUCUGGAAUUGCCAAAGUGGCAUUAUCACAAAGAAAUUACAUUUAAAAUCUUUAGUAGAGAGCAAGGCAAAAAUUAAAACUUUCCACAUUGUGAAAUACAGAACUGCUCAGGGAAACGAGAUAUGCCAAACGCUAAUAACCUAUUUCUCUAAUUGUGGAAAUAAGAUAUAUGUACUUUUAUUUGACAUAGAAACUGGAGUGUGCAUUAAGUCUAUAUAUAUCUACACCAAAACACAUGAAUAUUAUAUUGAUAUAAUUGGGAAUUAUGGAGAGAAUUUAAUAGCACUUUUACAUGACACAGAUUUACACAUAUUAAAUCCAGCUAGAAAUUUAGUCGAUAAAAUACACAAGACUGGUAAAACUGGUAGAUUACCUACUUGCAUAGCGGGGCAUCCAGAAGAUGAGUGUGUUGCCACAGGAGAUUCUACAGGCCGUGUGCUAGUAUGGAGAAAUUUAUUCCAGUCUAGACCAUAUACAGCUGUUUUUCACUGGCAUACAUUACCAGUUACAGAAAUAGUGUUUAGUAAAUCAGGUGGUCAUAUGUAUACAGGUGGUGGUGAAUGUGUAUUGGUAAAAUGGACUUUAGCAAAUCCCCAACAUAAGUCAUUUCUUCCACGCCUACCGGCGCCUGUUAAACAUUUAACUAUUGCACCAGAUAAUUUAUAUGUUGCCGUUUCGACUUUAGAUAAUGGUAUUGUUGUUGUAAAUCCUCAAAGAAAAUUGACCUCGGUGAUACAAAAUUUUACAUGGGGUGUUGCUUCGUCAUCCAAAGAUUUAUUUCCUGCGGGGCUUAUUAUUGAUCCGAGAACAGGUAGUCUCGUUCUAAAUAGUCGUACUGGACACGUACAAUUUUACAACACUCAUACAAAAAACCUAUUGUACAAUAUUAAUAUAACUGCUCAAAAUUUCCUAACUCAAGAACGCGAUGUAAUUAUUGUAAAUACCGAAGUUACAAAAAUAGCUUUGAAUCAUGAUGGUACAUGGAUGGCAACGGUCGAAGAACGAAAUGACAAAGCUUCAUCUAUAGAAGUUAGAUUAAAAUUUUGGCUCUACGAUCUGAAGAAACAAAUAUUUGUAUUAAAUACUUCUAUUGAAUUACCUCAUGAGAAUGGAAUAAAUGCAUUAAAUUUUCAACCAGAUACAAUAUUUGAUGACGGAGAAUGGUUAGCGGUUACCACUGGAAAAGAUAAUAAAUUUAAAUUAUGGAAUUUGGGAAAAUCUUCCAUUGUAGAUAACAAAGAGAUAAAACAUUGGUAUUGUUAUGGAGUAGGAGACUAUCACAAUCUAGCUGCUUCAGAUGCGAGUUUUUCAGUGGAUGGUUCGUUAUUAGCUAUUGGUUUUAAUUCUACCUUAACUUUGUGGAUACCCGAAACUUGCGAGUUAAAAUCCAGUCUUACACAUUCUCAAUAUAACCAUCCAAUAACACGAAUAGAAUUUGGCAAACAGGAGGCCUGUCAUCUUGUUGUAGUUGUGUCUCAGCAGCACAUAACAGCUUGGAAUAUUUUAACUCUUGCUAUAGCGUGGAGCGUACCUUUGAAUGUCGUGAGUCUCGCAUGUGACCUAAAAUCUACAUACAUGGCAGCAUUUACAUCUGACAAUUCAUUAUACGUGUUUACACCACAAAGUCCAACACUUGUUUAUAAGAAAACAUGCCUUAUCGAAAAUACCAGUUUCAUAUUAGCAGCUGCUUUUGUACCUCAUCUACAGGAAAAACGUAAUUCCUUUAGCCAAUGGCAACGAAAGUCGCAGUUAUUUUUUUUGGAUUCGAAUCAAGAAUUACUGACACUGGAGCCAGAAUCCGAAGCGAGUGUUUCUUUAGAAAUUAUUUUAGAUAAAGGAACCAUGCCAUUGCCGACCGCCUUCUCCAACUUUAUAGCGGCUCAAACGUCUUCAAGCAAAGAGAAGACUGUUGCGCAAGUUCAUGAACAUCUUGGCACAUCAAAAGGAAUGAUACAAGAAUUACUUAGCGUGUCCGCUCACACUUUGCCACCAAUGAGACUGUUGUGCUCAUCAUUUAUUACGUCGCUAGCGGGACAACAAUCCUUAAGGAAUUAUUCCAGAAAUGCCGAAAAUCUUAGAGACAGUGAUGAUGAUGCUCAAGAUAAUAUUUCAGUUGUAAGCGAUAACGAGGUACUACCACCGAUCAAACCCGCGGUUACGCCGACGAACGAGAUGGAGGAUAUGGACGACGAUGCAAACGCACAACUUAUUAAUCACGAUUGGUUUUUCCUAUCCACUAUAUUUCCUGAUCAAGAUAAUAUUUCCUGAUUCGUGUGAAAGUUGCUGUGCAAAUUAUAAUGGUAAGAUAAUAAAAUUAUCAAUUUAGUGAACGCAUAACUUCCUUAUAAACUGAAAUAUAUAAGAAAUGUACAAAGUACGUUGAUAUAAUAUUAAUAAAAAAUUUGAUACGUCUUAA